Messenger RNA from Loxodonta africana (African savanna elephant), 3547 nucleotides. RefSeq names its product membrane magnesium transporter 1 (gene MMGT1). Gene Ontology annotation, cellular component: plasma membrane; early endosome; Golgi apparatus. The coding region runs from base 256 to 651 and encodes 131 amino acids. NCBI's taxonomy places the organism in Eukaryota, Metazoa, Chordata, Mammalia, Proboscidea, Elephantidae. The transcript is spliced from 4 exons. The record is from RefSeq and is a predicted model, not a curated record.
AGCUGUGCUUUGCCCUUCCCUGGGUGGCCGCACCCCGCAGGCUCGAAGGCUCUCGCUGACCUUUUCCGUGUCGCCUGUCCCUUCUCGUCACGCCAGUUUCUGCUUUCUCAAGGCUCGGUGGCUGUUCCACCACUGAGGCGCUUGGCGCCCAGGGUUCCACUGACGUCAUCUCUCUGCGCUGCGCGUAGAAGCGCCGGUGGCAGCAGCAACGGCUCCACCACCCUUUGCUUUUGUAGGACUGUGCUCCGCGGGAUCAUGGCGCCGUCGCUAUGGAAGGGGGUGGUGGGCAUCGGCCUUUUUGCCCUAGCCCAUGCAGCCUUUUCCGCUGCGCAGCAUCGUUCUUAUAUGCGAUUAACAGAAAAGGAAGAUGAAUCGCUGCCAAUAGAUAUAGUUCUUCAGACACUUCUGGCCUUUGCAGUUACCUGUUAUGGUAUAGUUCAUAUCGCAGGGGAGUUUAAAGACAUGGAUGCUACGUCAGAACUGAAAAAUAAGACAUUUGAUACAUUAAGGAAUCACCCAUCAUUUUAUGUAUUUAAUCAUCGUGGUCGAGUACUGUUCCGGCCUUCGGAUGCAACAAAUACUUCAAACCAAGAUGCACUGUCCUCUAACACAUCACUGAAGUUAAGGAAACUCGACUCACUGCGUCGUUAAGAUUUUUACAAAUUCUAUUAACAGGACAGGACACAGAGUUGGAAUAUUGGAGUUUGGGGUAUAAAACACUCCCCCAGCAGUAUUUAUAUUGAUCUCCCAGACCUAAUAAAAACAGAGUCUGUGGCCCUUGUUUGUACACUGUUAAUCAAGUCAUUAAUGCAAUAUAAGUUAUCUGUGAAACAAGUCUGACUUUUUUCAUAGAGGAAUUUUUUUUUUUUCAUUGAAAGCAAAUUCGCAUCUUUUGUAAAAGUCACUGUUUUGGACAUAUUUCUUUGGAAAAUGUUGAUGGGUUUUGUAACUAUUUAUUUUCUUAGAUUUCUUUUCUUUUGCACUACAGUUUUUAGGAUCCUUUUGGAAAUACUGUGUGACGACUGCAUUUGGCACUAUGAAUUCAAGGAAAAUGUUCUUCCGUUCCCAGCAACAGACGGACUUUACUAAGGAGACCAAAAUGGUGAUUCAUCAGGUUUUCUUGUGCCCCCUAAAAAGUGACUCUCCUUCAGCAGAUACUUGCCAGGUUUUAAUUUAUCCAUGACUUCUCACUUCACCCCACUCCCAUAUGCCUUCGAACAUCAGCCGUCUGGUUUCAUCACUUCUCUGAGAUUCUGUGUAUGAAAGUGAGCAGUUUUUAUGUCAGAAAUUCUUGGUUUUACCAAGUAUAUGUAACAAACAGCUUGCUGUAAGCGAGUUGUGUUGCCUUUGUUUAUCUGUAAGAAUUUGCCCUAGUUGAUUAUGUAGUGUAAGAAUAGUUGACGAUCGACCAAAAAGACCAUUCAUAACUUAAUUAUAUCACCUUUGUAGAAGAGUAGUGAGGAAAACCCAUUACAUGUCGUUAGCCAGUUUGACUUAUUUAAAACCUCUGUUAGUUUACUGCAUACUAAACUUGAGAAUUUGGAAAAUAAAGACCACUUCUCAUUAAUCUGAAGUCAGACUUCAAAGGAAUUGGGCCAAAUGAGUUCUAAACAUUUGGAACUAAUAUCUUUAAUUUUUAAAAAAUUAAGGUCAUUUAAGAAAUUGUUGCGUAGCUUCUGAUUUAGAGCAGGCUCAGCGUUUUCCAUCUUCACUGGAUGUUGCUGAAGGUGAGGAUGAGGGUACAGAGUUGAAUUAUUUUUUUUUUUAAGAAAUAUUUAGUAAUUUUACUUUUAGGGGAAGUUUGGCUAGCACUUUGAUCUUCCGAAAGCUCAACAUUUCUUUGUAGAACAGAUUGCUUUUGCUGAAUUGUAUAGGUGUAAAAGGAAUAACUAGAAGCAGGUUUGAAAAGGAAAUGUGCUUUAGGCAAGAGUCAUAUGAUGCCCUUAUACUGGAUGAGAGUUUUUCCUUUGAAGAUGAACAUGAUACCCUUAUGCUUGAUGUAAUCUUUUCCCUUGAAAAUGAACGUCAGCUCUUCUAUUCUGCCUGGUAAUGCACAAGCCCGAAGCAUGAGAUUGUUUUGUCAUAGGUUGUUUUUGUUGUUUUACCAACCAGUCUGUCUGUAGAAUACUGACUCUGCUCUCUAAUGAGAACAAAGUUAGAAAUCUGCUAAUAACUACAAAUAAUUUAGAAAUGAUUUAUUAAACUGUGAAAUCAGGGGUUAAAAUGAUUUUUACAGCAAAAUAAUGUGUACGAGGUCAGCUCCUUAAGUCAGGCAUGUCUAUGUUUCCUUCAAGUAUGACUUGAUUUGGAAGAGCCUCUUGUUUUCUUCUUUUGGGGGGCUGGUUUCCUUUCCUAAUACUUUUUUUAGUAACUUUAUUAAGGUGUAAUUCAUAUACUUCACAGUUCGCCCAUUUAAACGGUACCAUUCAGUGGUUUUUAAGAUAUUUACAUUUGUGCAACCACAGUCAAUUUUAGAACAUUUUCAUCAUCCCAUACCCAUUAGCAGUUACCUCCUCUUUCCUUGCCACCCCUCCCCAGCCCUAGGCUUCCCUUUGUCCCGAUAGAUUUGCCUAUGGAUUUAUACAGUAUGUAGUCUUUUGUGACUGGCUUCCCAAAUAUGGUUUUACUCUGUGGAAUUUUUCUCAUCUUGAGAACUGUUAUUGCUGUGAAAGGAAGUGGUUGGUUAAUUGGUAGAUUUCAGGAGAGGGGUCAGAUGCCUAGCAGGUUUCUCAGUAAAUCUUAACGUGGAAUGGUUUUUCAUCACAGACAAGCAUUCAUGAUACACUUAUAAUAUUUUGGCUAAUCUCUGGAAUGGAUAUUGAAGUCUUUGCCUGCCCAGUCAGGAAUGUACUGCUAAAAACGAUGCCAAAUAAUUUGGCAAAUAAUUGACACGGCAGUUUUCAGAUAUGUUUAAUUUUGCUGGUAGUUUAAAAAAAAAAAAGUAUACCUUGGGCCAGGUGAGCUUCUAAAAAAUAUAUUUUUAAUGCCCUCCAUUGCAUUUCUGCUGUCUUUUUAAGUAUGUACCUUAGGACUGAAGGUGAUUUGGGUGCAGUGUAACACUGCUAAAUAAAGCAAGUACAGAUUUUUAUUUACAGUACUAUAAGAUGGUGCAUUACUACCUAGGGUAGUCUAAAAAUAUAACCACAUGAGCUACUUAAGCCUGCAGUUAACUGUUGUUUCAGUGAUAUUCAGAAGUGUGUACUAUGCAAGGAACUCUAGAAUAGAGAAAGGCACUUCUUAAAUAUCUAGGGAACCAGCCAAGUACUGUUGGCUAAUGGCCCACCCGAUGAAAAUGCACAUAGGUUCAUUGGAGGCUGUUAAGCUCUGUAACGUCCUAAUGAUUGUUUACUAAGCAUUGUGUCUGAUUUUUUGAGUGGCAUGAAAGCAUCUUCCUGGUUCUGUGUGGCCUAUUUCCAUGAUGUAUUGAGUAGUGUUGUUUGUUGUGAGCAUUGAUGCCUGUAACACCAAGCAAAACACGUUUUUUGGAUAUGUUUCCUCUCUUUAAAUGACUUGCCCUGUCCAAUAAAUAAAUGAUUGUGUCACGCUG